Messenger RNA from Cuscuta campestris, 1696 nucleotides. NCBI's taxonomy places the organism in Eukaryota, Viridiplantae, Streptophyta, Magnoliopsida, Solanales, Convolvulaceae. The record is from the annotation of a GenBank genome assembly.
ACCCAAGCCAACUCCUCCAUCCUUCACGCAGACUCUACAAAAACAGUUUUCUUUUUAUAUUUUUAAUCAGCAAAACAGUGUUACUUUUGGUUGAUUUUCUGAUUUUCGAUUUGAUUUAAACCGAAUCAUUGCUGGAAAAGACGUUUAGCGUUUACAUUUCGAUCAUUCCGCCGGCGUCUUCGUCUUCUCUGCAACGCAAAGCCGCAUCAUCGGUGGGAGGAUGAAGAAAGCUUAAGCUGGGAGGAAAAGUGGGAGCAGCAGAAAUCGAGCGGGAGAGGGGCCUGCUGACUUUUUAAGGAGCUGACUUAAUUCAAUAGUCUGCAUACCUACCUGUGUGUACACAAUGAACUCAACAUACACUGAGUUUGUCAACCCAAGACAAAUUGGCAUAUGCGAUCCGAUCCACGAGAUUGGGAUGUGGGGAGGAUUCAAUGGGAGUGGCUGCUCGAGUGCCUCGGCAACCAUGAUUUUAGAAGUUGGGAAAAGUAUGUACAGCCAGAUGCCGGUUUUUGAGACAUCACUUAACCAGACUGAGGAAGCUUUGCAUGGAAUAGCUGGACCUUCUAACAAAUACGAAGGCACAUCACCUAAAUCAACCAAUAAGUUAUUGAGACGCCUUGCUCAAAACCGUGAAGCUGCCCGCAAAAGCCGGCUAAGGAAAAAGGCCUAUCUUCAUCAGUUGGAAAGUAGUCAACUGAAACUGAUUAAACUGGAACAAGAACUUGAAAGGGAAAGACUACUGGGUAAGAAAGGAACUAGUCAUCAAGUCCACACCGGGACUGAAAACUCAGGCAUUACUGCUUUUGAGAAAGAGUAUAGAGAUUGGAUUGAAGAACAAAAUAACCAAAUUGACAACUUGAGGAAUGCCUUGCAUUCUGAAGUUGAUGACACUAAAUUGGGCAUCCUUAUUGACGGUUGCAAGAGUCAUUACAAGAAUCUUUUCUGCAAGAAAGCAACUGCUGCUAAGGCUGAUGUCUUCUACAUUAUGUCGGGUUUAUGGAAAACACCAAGUGAGCGACUUUUCUUAUGGAUUGGAGGAGUUCGUCCUUCUGAGAUUCUAAAGAUUGUGUUACGGCAUGUCAAGCCUUUGACAGAAGAUCAACUUCCGUUUGUUACGAACCUCCAGCUAGCAUGCCACCAGAUGGAAGAAGCUCUAUCACAAGGAUUUGUGAGACAACACCAAUUCCUGUCUGAGGCAAUUGCAACAGGACUAUUGGGUGAAGGGAAUUACUUGCAACCUGCAAUGGAACAUUUGGGUCUUUUAGUGAACUUCAUAAUUCAGGCAGACAAUCUUCGUCUAAUGACCAUAGAAAUGGUGUCUUGCAAGUUAACUAUCAAGCAAGCAGCUUGGGGCCUUCUUGCUUUGGGAGAGUACCUUCAACGUCUCCGUACAUUGAGCUCCGUUUGGGAAAACCAUUUAAACGAACCGGCCGAAUAGAUGAGCACAUAGAUUGUUCCUCCUUCCAAGCCCAUCACAGCAACAUUAUCUCAUUUAUUGUGUGUUUGGAAUGGGCUCUGUGUAGAUAUCUAUAUAUAAGGCGCUGCUGCUGAUUUUGAGGCUGCUAUCGCUUGUAAAUAAUGUUGCUACUGUACAUGAAGUUUGUAGUUAUAGUCUUGUGUUUCGUUUCAUUUGUAAUUUAAAAAUUUUAUACUAGUAACAAAAUUGGCCCUAACAUGAUCAGAGCUUGUUGAUGGA